Molecule: messenger RNA, 2271 nt
Organism: Sclerotinia sclerotiorum 1980 UF-70
Lineage: Eukaryota; Fungi; Ascomycota; Leotiomycetes; Helotiales; Sclerotiniaceae
Exons: 5
Coding region: 1-2271 (756 amino acids)
Source: RefSeq, a predicted model, not a curated record
AUGAGCCAAACACUUCCACUUAACCAUUCAAAUGGUCCGAGAAAUAAUUCAGCCUACAUCAACAACAAUGAAGCUGACAAAAUUAUCGAGAUUUCCGACUCUGAUUCCGAUGAUUAUGAAGAUGCUUAUGACUCUCCUCGACUUCCCACACAUCUGCAACGUCCAGAACCACCAAAUCAUCCAUUGAUGGGGGGUUUUGGUGCCAAUAACCAAAUGAUUAAUCUCGUCGACGAUGGAAAUCUCGACCUACCGUAUGCCUCUCGGAUACCUCGACCGGCGGCCGCAGCUUUACCCAACCAAAAUUUAACAAACAACCUUCCUAAUGUCAAAAAUGAGGAACCGCAAAUGGCUUGGCCGGAGUGGUUGGAUGUUGAUUAUGAAGAAGAGGUGAAUCGUGCAAUGUGGGAAGACUAUACACUCCAAUCAAAUCCUGCUUACUCUUUUGGCCAAUCUUCUGAUUCCGACCAACAAACAGCAAAUAACCAACCUCAGCCUAAAAUGGAAACAAAGAUGGAAUGCGUCAAUGCAGUUGUUGCAGUUUUUCCAGAAAUAUGUAGAGAUCAUGUCGCAAGUCUUUAUGAAACUGUGACUCCAUCGUCUGAUCAAUUGAUCGCCCAUAUACUGGACAAAGCCGAUGCGGGAAGUCCUUAUCCAAAAUCAAAAGACACACAAAAGGUUUUGAAAAGAAAGAGAGUACUCAGUGAAGAAGAGGAAGCUAUCCAAAAGUAUGAAGCUGCCGGUCGCGUGAUUGGACCUGCUUUAUAUUUGGAGCGGACUUUGAUAAUCAAGAAUCUAAGAAGGAUGCCAGUUGAGUACCGAGAACAGAAUCUUGAGGAAGCCAUUUCAGAAAAUUUAUCACCUGAGAAGUCGGACAUUUUUAAAGAAUUACAAGCAUGUCGGAACAUCCGAAAGAGUGCAGAAAGUCGUCGCCUUGCGGAACGUGAAGCCCAACUUGCAGAAGAAGAAAAUGAGAGGAGAGCUAUAGCCGAAGGGACAAUGUCAGAAUGCGCAUGUUGUUACUGCGACUAUCCACUUAAUCGCAUGGUCCAUUGUAAUAGCGAAGACGUACUACAUUGGUUUUGCCGUGGUUGUGCACGACAAACAGCAGAAACCGAGAUUGGAAAUUCUAAAUAUGAACUCUCUUGUAUGUCCACGGAUGGAUGUGAAGCUGGAUUUUCUCUUGAGCAGAGGAACCAGUUCCUAGAUGAGUUAACUAUCACUGCCUUGGAACGUAAUGAAGCAGAAGCUGUCUUACGUAUGGCUGGUAUUGAAAAUCUCGCGAGUUGUCCAUUUUGUCCAUUCGCAGCAGAAUACCCUCCUGUUGAGAUCAAUCGAGAAUUUCGAUGCCAAGCUCCUGAUUGCGAAAAGGUCAGCUGUCGCCUUUGUAAAUUGGUGUCGCAUAUUCCUUUGACUUGCGCAGAGAAUGCCAAGGCAAAUGGUCUCUCAAUUCGACGUCAAAUUGAGGAAGCAAUGUCUGCAGCAAUGAUUAGGAAUUGUAAUAAAUGUGGUACCCCUUUUGUAAAGGAAGAAGGUUGCAACAAAAUGACUUGUACACGGAAUGGAUGUUAUAACGUUCAGUGUUAUGUGUGUUCCAAGUCAUGCAACUAUGAGCAUUUUAAUGAUAUAAGGAGAGGCGGUAAACAAGGAAAUUGUCCACUCUUCGAAUCUGUCGAGGAUCGACACAAUAAUGAGGUCAGGCAGGCCGAAAAGGAAGCACUUGAGAAAGUUCGUGCGGAGCAUCCUGAAUAUACCGAGGAGGAUUUGAAGAUUAAGAUGUCGGAAAAUGUCACAAAGGACGAUGAAAAGAGAAAGGCUAUGGAUCCACGAAAUCUUAAUGCCAUCAUGUACAGACAAGCUAUUGGUCAUGAUGAUAACGGAGAGGGAAAUGCGGAUCAUCAUGUCGGGAUGCGUGAUCAGGAAUUCAGAGAUUUAUUUGAAUUUGCUUUUUUUGGUAGAGAUGCAGGGGGAGGUGGAGGUGGAAAUGGAAAUGGAAAUAGGGAUAGAGAUCAGCUUGAUGCUGAUAUCUGGCGUUUGAUGUUGCGUCAUGAGGAUCCGUAUGAUCGGGUGGUUUUUGAAGAUCCAUUGAAUGAAGGAGAGGAAGAGAGAGAAAGAGAGAGAGAGAUGGCCAUGAAGAGGAGAAGGAUGGAUGAGAGAAAGGGAGGGAGUUAUGGAGAGGGAAAAUGGGAGAUUGAGGAUAGGGGGAGGGGAAGUGGGGAUGAAGAUGAAGAUGAUUGGGGUAGAGAGAACUUGAAUAAGGGAUUUAGCGAAUGA